CGAUGUUCCUGUAGCACUCCCCUUCGCACAAAAGUACCACCUUCCUUUCAACCACCUGCAAAUCUUGUUUAUAUUUUUGUUAUGGAUUGAGAAAUCUAACAGCAUAACAGAAAACGAAAACAUUUGAAUUAAAAUUCCAAAUAGUUUUAAAAAGGCGCGACGGCAGCAAACUAACAUGGACCUGCUAGGAUCAAUUCUUGGAUCGAUGGAUAAACCUCCUACUAGAGAUAAAAAAGAGCGAGAAAUCAUUGAAAAGCAAAAAAAGGAGCUGGAGCAGAUGAAAAACAAGGAACGGGACGAGUUGAAUAGAUUUCGGAAAUACGCUGAGGAACGUUUAGGUCGUCUCGUUAAAGACUCCAAUCGUCGAUUCAUGGAAUUUCAGCCACUGGAUAAAGUCCACCGUACAGUAGUACAUGACAUCGCCGAAAUUGCUGGCUUAGUUGCAAUGAGCUUUGGUGUGGAAGGCGUAGAUCGAUAUAUAGUGGUUUACAAGAAAGAACAUAUGCCUUCGGAGGAAGAAUUGGCAGUGCGUAGGAAUGGAGAUCCCUGGAAUAAGCAAACCGCCGAAGCGUAUACUCAAAGACGAAAGCAGCAAAAAUUGCUGGAAGAAGAACGCCAGAAAAAACCUCUCAAAGAAGCCGAAAUCGCAGUUCCUGUGUCCAAUUACAAAGACAAAUACGCUCAUCUCAUCGGCCAGGAAGCAGCUUUGGAGGCCGCGAAGAAAACUGAGACAAAUAAAUCAUACGGUUAUGUUCCUAGCGAAAACAAACGCGAUAUUCGUUCGAUCGAGCAAACUAUGGCUGAUAUUCAGGCGAAGAAAAAACUUAAAAUUCAACACGAAAAUAACGUAUCACACGAUAGUUGCACAAGCGGACAGAUUUGAAUCCAUUGAAGCCAAAGACUCAAAAAUAGUUUAAGGAAAAGAUAUGGUUAUACCGGAUAACGGAUGAGUUCAAUCAUUACGUCCGACUAUGUAAGCUACGAUUUCCUAGCGAAAAUGUUUCGUAGUAUUACUCACCAUAUAGUCAUCGAACAAGAUGUAUAGCAAUAUAUUAGUGUACAAGGGAAGAGCCAGGAUUCUUCAAUAACCGUCGUUCUUCCGAGAGUUAAAAAUACUUUAGCGAUCGCUAUUUCACAUAAUUUUUUUCCCAGUGAAAUGAUAAUCCUACCACAUAAACACAGCCUUUUCACGCAGUAUCC
Toxorhynchites rutilus septentrionalis is the source of this 1200-nucleotide messenger RNA. RefSeq names its product sperm-associated antigen 7 homolog. The record is from RefSeq and is a predicted model, not a curated record. The coding region runs from base 176 to 883 and encodes 235 amino acids. Lineage: Eukaryota; Metazoa; Arthropoda; Insecta; Diptera; Culicidae. Gene Ontology annotation, molecular function: nucleic acid binding. The transcript is spliced from 4 exons.